UUUGCGUACUACGUAAGCACGAAUUUUAUCACGUCGAACGCAUCAUUGAGAAAAAAAAAAAGUGUUCAUUGUAGCCUGCUAUUGUCCAAGCUACAAGAUAAACUAUCGCUCACUCAGUCCCCAAUGGAUCGGGCCUCAAAGCGCAGGCAGGUAAAGCCCCUGGCUGCCUCCCUUUUAGAUGUCCUGGACUACGACAGCUCGGACGACAGCGAUUUCGAAGUGGGAGACGCAGACGCCUCGGGGUCAGAGGGCACAGGCAACGGCAGCGACGAUGAAGGCUCCAAAGACAGCACCGGAGGCGUGGAGAGCGACUCGGACGCUGUCCCGUCUCCUGACGAAGAGGCCAUCGAUGAUGAAGAGACCAAAGAGCUUAAAGAAGAUGGGCAAGAAGAAGAGAAAGCCAUGGACCAGCCUUCCUCUGAGGAAAGCAGCAAAAAAGAGCCGUUGUUGAAAAAUCGCAAGAAAGUUGACAAGACCUCGGACACCGAGCCGAACGAGAGCAGUGUGGUCGAGGAAAGCCCUAAAAAGUGGAACCUCCGGAGAAACCGGCCUAUGUUGGACUUCACAACGAUGGAGCAGCUGAACGAGAUGGACGAUUAUGACAGCGAGGACGAUAACGACUGGAGGCCCACAUCAGUGAAGAAGAAGAACAAAGCAGGCGGGAAGGAGAAAGACGGGAGCGAGGACGAGGAAGGUGACGAAGGCAGCGCCGAAGAGGACGAUGAAGACGACGACGAAGACGAUGACACGAACGAUGACGAUAACAACAAGGACAACGAGGACGAUGAUGCCGAGAGCAGCAGCAGCAGCGACAGCGAAGCGGCAGCUAAAAAAGCGAAGAAGAAAGCGAGUAAGAACAGCGGCGCUUUUGACGAGGAGGAGACCAACGACAGCCACAGCACAUCUCAAGGGAAGGGAAAUGAGGACUCUUUGGUGGAGCGAGCUCAUUUGUGGAACUCGCAGCCGAUGGAGCACAUCCUGAUCUGCUGCGUCUGUCUUGGCGACAACAGCGAGGACACGGACGAGAUCAUCCAGUGCGACAACUGUGGGGUGACCGUGCAUGAAGGCUGCUACGGGGUUGAUGGCGAAAGCGACUCCAUCAUGAGCUCGGCCUCGGAGAACUCCACCGAACCGUGGUUCUGCGACGCCUGUAAAAACGGCGUGAUGCCCAGCUGUGAGCUCUGCCCCAAUCAGGACGGGAUCUUCAAGGAGACGGAUGCCGGGAGGUGGGUGCACGUUGUAUGCGCACUCUACGUUCCAGGCGUGGCAUUCGGAGACAUCGACAAGCUGCGGCCCGUAACGCUGACGGAAAUGAACUACACCAAAUACGGCGCCAAGGAGUGCAGUCUCUGCGAGGACGCCCGCUUCGCCCGCACCGGUGUGUGUAUCAGCUGCGAUGCAGGCAUGUGCCGAUCUUACUUUCACGUGACGUGUGCCCAGCGGGAAGGGCUUCUCUCCGAGGCUGCUGCAGAAGAGGACAUCGCCGACCCGUUCUUUGCCUACUGCAAGCAGCACGCCGACCGCUUCGACAGGAAGUGGAAGAGGAAGAACUACCUGGCGCUCCAGUCCUACUGCAAAGUGUCCCUACACGAGCGAGAGAGGCAGCUCACUCCUGAAGCUCAGGCGAGGAUCAGCGCGCGGCUGCAGCAGUACCGGGCGAAAGCCGAAGUGUCCCGGAACGCGCGUCCUCAAGCGUGGGUACCGCGCGAGAAGCUGCCGCGGCCGCUCACCUCGAGCGCCUCGGCCGUGCGGAAGCUCCUGCGGAAAGCCGAGCUCAUGGGCAUCAGUACGGACGUCUUUGCUACGGACACAGCGGACGCCAGCGCGAGCCUGGACGGGCGCCGGAAACACAAGCAGCCGGCGCUCACCGCCGAUUUUGUCAACUACUACCUUGAGCGGAACAUGAGGAUGAUCCAGAUCCAGGACAACAUCUUGGAGCAGAAGAACCUAAAAGACAAACUGGAGAGUGAGCAGGAGAAGCUGCACAUAGAGUACAACAAGCUCUGCGAGUCUCUAGAGGACCUGCAGAAUGUCAACGGGUUGCUGAGGACCGAAGGCCAGUCCAUGUGGAGCAUGUUUGGAAGCAUUCUCGGCCAGAAACUGAAUUCGCCAGCCGUUUUAAAGCCACCCAAAGAGAGAAAGCCGAGCAAGAAGGAAGGCGGAAGUCCAGGGAAGUCGUCCAGUCUCCCAGCUGUGCUCUACAGCUGUGGGAUCUGCAAGAAGAACCAGGACCAGCAUCUCUUGCUCCUGUGUGACACCUGCAAGCUGCACUACCACCUGGGCUGCCUGGAUCCACCUCUCACCCGCAUGCCUAAGAAGACCAAGAACAGCUACUGGCAGUGCUCCGAGUGCGACCAGGCCAGCAGCGACGAGGCAGACAUCGCCAUGGAGACGCUCCCCGAUGGCACCAAGAGGUCCAGGAGGCAAAUUAAGGGCCCGAUCAAGUUCAUCCCUCAGGAAAUGUCACCUGAGCCUAAAAAACUGCAACUGAGGGGCACGAGAACCCGGGGCCAGAAGAGGAAGAGGGUGUCUAUCUGCGAGGAAGAAAAGAUUGAGGAACCAGCGCCACGGGAACGCAGGCAGCGGCAGACAGUGCUGCAAAAAAAACCCAAAGCUGACGACACAAGGACGGAGUGUACCACCUGCAAAGGACCAGGAGACAACGAGAACCUUGUUAGGUGCGAUGAGUGUCAGCUGUGUUACCACUUCGGCUGCCUGGACCCUCCCUUGAAGAAGUCGCCUAAGCAGACAGGAUACGGCUGGAUCUGUCAGGAAUGCGACACCUCGUCGUCGAAGGAGGAAGAGGAAGCGCGUGAACCCGGAGCAGUGUGUGUGAACGAGGAAACUGAGCAAGAGAUCCCGGACUGAAUCACCUCACCGGCACUGUGUCCGUGCCGACACCCUGUUCGUUCCCCCCCUUUAAUUUCUCAGUCUGUUUUACAAGUUCUCUUGAAACAAUCCGUUCGUUCACUAUGAAGCAAUCCGCUUCUGGAUGGUUGCGAGUUCAAAAUCCCGGCAAAUCGACACAAUCCACAACACACCGCCUUGAGUAAAAGGAUUCCUGCUGUACCGAUAUGUCACUAUCCAGAGGAACCAGAUUGCUAACUAGCUACCAUAUCAACUUUUUUUCCCCCCAGGUACCUAUUUAGCCACGACGAAGUUUACAAACUAACGCUCUGGCUUCCCAGCAUCGUGCAUGCGUUUCCGCAGGCCGGAUGCUUAGCUGUGAAUGAAAUCCCGCAACCCUACACGAUUUGGCCUACAAACCUGAAGGCCGUCUGUCUCCUCUGUCCCAAACACUGCUGCUGAAAAAAAAUCGGACGAAUCUGCGAACUGCCGCAAAGAUCGACCGCUUCGAGGAAACAAUAUUUUCGUACACUACCGGCGCUAAUUCCGAAAUGUGAACAUCCUGUGUGAUAUAUUAUCAUGCGAUACUGAUGUGUUAGCAAUAUCGUUUCUUUUGUACAGAGAGAAAUGUACUAUUAUUAAAUAUUCUGUGUUAA
Messenger RNA from Silurus meridionalis, 3503 nucleotides. RefSeq names its product PHD finger protein 14 (gene phf14). Gene Ontology annotation, biological process: regulation of transcription by RNA polymerase II. The transcript has 18 exons. NCBI's taxonomy places the organism in Eukaryota, Metazoa, Chordata, Actinopteri, Siluriformes, Siluridae. Bases 124 to 2868 code for a protein of 914 amino acids. The record is from RefSeq and is a predicted model, not a curated record.